AAUGUCAUUACUAAUUCUUUGAAAUUACCAACCUUAUUUGAAUGGUAUGUCGGUGAUAUACCAACACGAAACUAGGUUUCGUUCUUAUCCCCACGGAACACUAGAAACGUCCGUUGGUUUUUGCAUGUAGACGCAGGAGCAGCUCUGUACCACAAAGUUGUCAUCGGCCUAUUUCGCACACAUCCUUUUGCCAAUACAACGGAACUUCUUUUCUUAUCAGCCAUCUGGUUCUUUUAUCAGCGACCGAGAGUCAAAGUCCGACAUUGACCUUAUCCAUCAAGACCCGUGCGUGAAGCUGCAGCAGAGGUCAUCCCAAGCUUUUGCCCAGAGAUUACCACGCAGUUUCGAACGCAGCAGCACGACGGCUUCAGUCAACUUCCGGGUCAACGUCAAGCCCUCAAUCUUCCCUCUCGUUCACUCGUCUACUGGUCAUCAUCAUCGUAUACGGACUCUCGUCUCUCUCUAUGUAUAGCAACCGAACUCCACCGAGAAUCCCAGAACACAAGCAAAAGCUUCGAGCUUGACCCGGUUGCCCGGUACCAUCUUCACGUCCCUUCGCUGUUCGCGGGAUCUUUCGACGUGGGUCCGUCUCGAAAGGCCGGAUAAGGCCCGCCGGUGUCGUGAUCGGGACGUCACGACGGACCCCACGCGCUUCCGCGUUUCUGUCCACUAUAUAAAGGCGGAGAGAGAGAGAGAGAGGGUGGGUGCGACAGUUUUCGCCAGAAGCAGUUCCAGUGAGAUUGGGCAGUUUCAGAGGGAGACGAGGGGUGGCGGACGAGGGGCUUUGGAGAGGGAUCGUGGGUGUGUAUCGGAUCGGCGAAGGAGUUGGAAUUGGAGGUGGUCGAGAGUGAGUGUGAGAGAAUGGGGGGUUGCUUUUCGGAUGUGAGAGGAGGUCAAGAAGCGGUCGGAGGGACCCAGCAGAGGCCCAUGGGAGGAGUUGGAGUUGGAGUUGGAGGAGGAGGAGGAGGAGGAGGAGGCAACAAUGGCGGGCACAACGACGCCGUCGACCACUUCUUCCGAGCUCGCGGUCAACCCGCUCUCUUCUCUCAAAUUGAGUUGUCCUUGUCUGCUUCAAAAUUACGUGAUCGUGACGUCAUGUCAAAGAGUGAUCCAAUGGCAGUUGUGUACUUGAGGAAAAGAGAUGGGAUGCUUGAGGAACUUGGGAGGACGGAAGUUAUAUUAAAUAGUUUGGAUCCUGCAUGGAUUGAAAUGAUUUCUUUAGCUUAUCAAUUUGAGACUGUGCAGCAUCUGGUGUUUCAUGUAUAUGAUGUCGACACAAAAUAUCACAACGUACCUGUAAAGACAUUAAAGCUGAAGGACCAAGAGUUUUUAGGAGAAGCUAGCUGUGUGCUGUCAGAGAUAGUCACAAAGCAAAGUCGGAGUUUGACCCUGUCGCUUCAUAAUAAAAAUUUGCAAGUAGGCUUGAGAAACCUGGGUACACUGACUGUCCGUGCUGAGGAAUCUGUUGCUUCCAGGACUGCUGUUGAAAUAAUAUUCCGCUGCUCCCAGUUGGAAAACAAAGAUAUGUUUUCUAAAAGUGAUCCUUUCCUGAGAAUAUCCAGAGUAGUUGAGUCUGGGGGGUCUCUUCCUAUUUGCAAAACCGAAGUUAUCAACAACAACUUGAACCCUACUUGGAGGCCCUUAUGUCUAAGCAUGCAGCAAUUCGGAAGCAAGGAGAAUCCAUUAGUAAUUGAGUGCUUUGACUUCGAUACUAGUGGGAACCAUGCACUUAUAGGUAAACUUCAGAAGUCCAUGGCAGACUUGGAGAAACUUCACAAAGAAAGAAAUGGUGCAAAUUUCACUUCACCGGCUUCGCAUCACGGCCAUGAAAAGUUUCUCAAGAGUCAGCUUUUCGUGGAUCAAUUUUGUGAGAAGCAACAGUACAGCUUUCUUGAUUACAUAUCAAGUGGUUUUGAGCUUACUUUUAUGGUUGCUGUCGACUUUACAGCUUCAAAUGGAAAUCCCAGAAAUCCAGAUUCCUUGCAUUAUAUUGAUCCUUCAGGAAGAUACAAUUCCUACCAGCAGGCUAUAAUGGAAGUUGGAGAAGUAAUUCAGUUUUAUGAUUCGGAUAGACGAUUUACUGCGUGGGGAUUUGGAGGAAGGACUUAUGAUGGUACUGUAUCUCACUGUUUCAACCUGAAUGGAAGUCCAGAUGGCUAUGAGGUUGAAGGAGUCGAAGGCAUCAUGGCUGCUUAUGCUGGUGCUUUGCACAAUGUUUCCCUGGCAGGACCCACUUUAUUUGGUCAUGUGAUCAAUAGGGCUGCUCAAAUUGCAGGCCAAUCACUUUCCUAUAAUCAUAGCAAAUACUACGUUUUGCUUAUAAUAACGGAUGGAGUUCUCACGGAUCAACAAGAAACGAUGGAUGCAUUAGUAAGGGCAUCAGAUCUUCCACUCUCAAUCCUGAUAGUUGGAGUUGGAGGUGCAGAUUUUUCACAAAUGGAGAGACUCGAUGCUGACCACGGAAUUAGAUUGGAAAGUUCUACUGGUCGGGUAGCCACGAGAGACAUUGUACAAUUUGUUCCAAUGCGAGAAGUUCAUCGUGGGAGUAUAUCGGCCGUUCAAGCUCUUUUGGAGGAGCUUCCUGGACAAUUCCUGACUUACAUGCGGGCUAGAGGCAUAAAACCACACACUCACACGCCUCCUUGAGCAGUUCUUCGAGAAGUUCCAUUUGUGCCGAAGCAUCUUGAACAUCACUAAAGAUGAACAAAAGUAGGAUUAUGUUUAUGCUCGAUUUGCGCACAGCUGCUACUGAAGGGUUGAAAUUCUGUAAAGAGCUCUAUCGUUUGCUGUCAAUGCAACUUUCUUGAAAAGCUAAAAAUAACUGGGAAGGGCAGAAGCGGUCUUAUUGCGUAAGUGUUGUUCCUGUAAAUUGCUAAUCAUACUGCAAGUAUGUGAAUAUGAUUAACAUCUUCGUGAAUGCGAGUAUAGUUCAGUUUCGCAGUUGUUACUG
This is a messenger RNA of Syzygium oleosum, 2950 nucleotides long. Its product is annotated as protein BONZAI 3-like. The coding region runs from base 862 to 2646 and encodes 594 amino acids. Gene Ontology annotation, cellular component: plasma membrane. The record is from RefSeq and is a predicted model, not a curated record. Gene Ontology annotation, molecular function: calcium-dependent phospholipid binding. Gene Ontology annotation, biological process: cellular response to calcium ion. The transcript has 17 exons. Lineage: Eukaryota; Viridiplantae; Streptophyta; Magnoliopsida; Myrtales; Myrtaceae.